AUGGUUUAUGGUGCUCAUAGAGUGUUCAUACUUCUAAUCUGCAUUGGUUUCUUAGCAGUUCAACCAGACAAAGUUUCUGGCUUGAGAAGUAUAGGCCUUGCCCUCAAACAAGGCCAAGAAGAUUGUGAGUUAAUGGCACAGAAUCAUCGUGUUCUUAAGGUUGUUGCCAUGGAGCAAAUAAACACAGGGAAGACAACGGCACAUGUAAACAAGAAGUUCGAUCCAAAUGAAUCAAGCAAACGGAGAGUGCGAAGAGGAUCAGAUCCUAUCCACAACAGGUCUUAA
Juglans regia (Persian walnut) is the source of this 285-nucleotide messenger RNA. Its product is annotated as CLAVATA3/ESR (CLE)-related protein 45. The record is from RefSeq and is a predicted model, not a curated record. Bases 1 to 285 code for a protein of 94 amino acids. The transcript has a single exon. Lineage: Eukaryota; Viridiplantae; Streptophyta; Magnoliopsida; Fagales; Juglandaceae.